AUGACUCAUUUUCCUAGUAACACGUCGCUCACGUGUGGCGCCGAUAUUGGCAACCAAAAUCGGGUUUUGAAUCUAACUAUUAUUCCAUCGGAAAUGAGUGUUUCUGCCUAUGAUCACGAUCAUAGCUACAUGGCUCCGCCACAUCCGUCGACUCAAGGUGGAACUCCGGCUGUUCAACGUCCAGUACAAACACAAAGGGUGGUCCAAGCGACGGUUAGAGGUGGAACCUUUGUCCGGUCAUCAGCAAUGCAAGCUCGACCUGUCGUAGGACAAGUAUGGCGAACAACUCAAUCAUCGUCGCAGAUGCACUCAAAUAACGGUACGGUAGUAGCAUUUGCCCAACAUCCUGGUCAAAGCAACAUGAUCGGAGUGCCACGAAAUCGGCCGCUAGUGGUUCAACAACAACAACAGCAGCAGCAAACAGUUUUGCAACGACCACUCUAUCAACAAAAACCCAUAGUACAGGGUGGUGAAUACGCGUACCAGCAGCAGCAAGCGGUGUACACCGUUUGUGGACAACAACAAGACUUAACCCAACAGUACACCUACGCAUCUGUAGCCUCAUCGGAGGCACAGAUAACUGGCGAGUUUUCUGGUACUUCUGAGUAUGGCUACGACAACUGUUCCUCUUCGCUCAAUCUCGCCGUACCGAUUCGUGAACCUUCACCUGAACCUGUAGCGGAAGAACCAGCCGCUCCUGAUGUUCAAGAGGAUCCUUCAACGAGCGAGGCUGUGGAGGAAAACGAUGACGAGGAUGACGGGGAAAUUGACAUUCAGAUACGAAAUGUAGUUUGUAACUACACUCUACCUUUACAUAUAGAUCUUCGGAAAUUAGCGCUAAACACAAAUAAUGUGACAUUCGAUAGAGGCCGUGGGGUUCUACUCAAGCAGAAACGUAAGCCGAAUUGUUACGUGAAGAUCUAUAGCUCUGGAAAGGUGUACAUUGUAGGUUGCAAGAGUGAAGCAGAUUGUAUGUUAGCUGCUCGUAACAUAGCUCGACGGGUUCAAAAAACGAUGAAUAAAGAAAAAGAUAUUGUUAGGAUACGAAAUUACAAGGUGUGCAAUGUUUUAGCAACGUGUAGGAUGCCAUUUGGGAUCAAGAUUGAAGAACUUGCACAACAGUAUCCUGCUCAGUCUCAAUAUGAGCCGGAGUUGUCUGUUGGCUUGGUUUGGCGAUCGCAAGAUCCAAAGGCUACGUUGCGAAUCCAUACAACUGGUAGCAUUACUGUCACUGGAGCAUCCUCAGAAAGUGAUGUUAUGCGAUCGAUUGAAAUGAUGUAUCCCAUUGUGCGCAAAUUCCGUUGCGCUAUGCGGCAUCGUUCUGAGCCAAAACGAAAGCGACCAUCCAGAAAGCGGCCAGCUCCAUCAUCUUUCUGUGGGGCGUUGUCAGCGAAACGACCAGCAGUAUCUGGCUCAGGGAUUGUUGGCAACAAAAUGUACUUUAGCGAUGAGGAUGACAUCUACGAUGAAGAUGAUUUGUUGGAUGAUGAGGACUGA
Messenger RNA from Necator americanus (New World hookworm), 1497 nucleotides. RefSeq lists its product as uncharacterized. The record is from RefSeq and is a predicted model, not a curated record. The coding region runs from base 1 to 1497 and encodes 498 amino acids. NCBI's taxonomy places the organism in Eukaryota, Metazoa, Nematoda, Chromadorea, Rhabditida, Ancylostomatidae. Gene Ontology annotation, biological process: DNA-templated transcription initiation. Gene Ontology annotation, molecular function: DNA binding; general transcription initiation factor activity. The transcript is spliced from 13 exons.